This is a messenger RNA of Brassicogethes aeneus, 345 nucleotides long. The record is from the annotation of a GenBank genome assembly. Lineage: Eukaryota; Metazoa; Arthropoda; Insecta; Coleoptera; Nitidulidae.
AUGGUGAACUUGUUGCGACCAGGAUGCAAACCUCCAAACAAAAAAGAUUUAGCAGGAGACCUGCUAGAUGAAGCUGCUGAAAAAGUUGACCAUCAGAUAAUUGAAGAUAUUUCUCAGGAUAACAGGCCAAUUACUGUUUUGCAAGAUGGCUGGUCCAGUGUAAAUAAUGAUCUCAUCUUGGCCAUCUCAAUACAUACAGGUAUGCGUUUAUAUUUAAUAGUAUCAGCAAAAGAUUGCGGAGAAGAAAAAAAGACAGCUGAAUAUUGCACGGAAAUUGCUUGGGCCAGCAUUAAAAAAUGCGAACAAAAAAUUUGGAAAACAUGUUUUUGCCUUUGUAACAGAUAA